CCGCUCUUCAUGCACGCAUCUGGGGGUUCGACCAAAGUCGCUUAUAACUUGCUCAUCGGGCCAUCUUCCACACCGCCAAUCAGAAAGUGCUCAACCUUGGUCUUUUGAGAAAUGUGCUCGCGCACUAACACAGACUCGGCGCGUCAACUGGCCAUGUGAACAGUGUAAGUUGAGAUAAAUAGGUAGCUACUGCGACCCCCGCGAUGAACUCGACAGUCUGUCUUUUGUAUUUCCAGUUCAUGAGCUGAGCCUUACCCAGGAACCCUCGGGGGCCUCCAUUUUUCUCAUAUCUUCCCCCAUCUGUUGACCUGUGACCAUGGCGACGCCAUUGGGCUCAAGGUGUGUUCCGGCGACGUUCCAGAAUCUCUCCUUGUUUGGGGCCGAGGUUCUGUCUCUCUCGGCGACGCUUGUGACCAACUACAGCGCUUCGGUUCCUGCGAUCGAUCGUUUCACCCAGCCUCCCGUCGAGGUGCAGAACGCCAGCUUUUGCAACAUCACCGUGUCGUACACCCACCCGGGACAGAAUGACGCCCUCGUGGUUGAGGCCUGGCUUCCCGCAACCGGGUGGAAUCGCCGUCUCCAGGCUGUCGGCGGCGGUGGCUUUGUCGCCGGGCGUUCUGAUCCCGUAUACAGCGCCAUGAGCGGAGCGAUUGCUGACGGGUAUGCGACCGUGACGACCGAUGCGGGACUCGGCACAGCCCCAGACCCGACAACAUGGGCUUUGUUGAGUCCUGGGAACGUCAACCUCUAUGAUCUGCAAAACCUCGCGUCUGUGUCACUGGAGGACGAGGCAAUCAUGGCAAAAUCCAUCAUCAAAUCGUACUAUGGCCAACCUCCCGCCUUCUCCUACUGGAACGGUUGCUCACAAGGCGGUCGCCAAGGCCUCAUGCUUGCUCAGCGGUAUCCCACUGCCUACGAUGGCAUCGCAGCCGGAGCUCCGGCCCUGCACUGGAACGAUCUGUUUCCCAGCAUGCAAUGGCCGCAGCAGUUCAUGGCCAUGUUGGGCCAAUAUCCUCAUGCAUGCGAGCUCAGCGCAAUCACCUCGGAGGCUAUUUCGGCCUGCGACAAGCUGGACGGAGUCGUCGACGGUGUCAUUAGUGACGUGGAUGGCUGCUUGACCACCUUUGACCCAUUCAAGACGGUUGGCCGAGCCUUCCACUGCACCCAGGAGAAUCGAACACUGGAGAUCAGCUUGACUGCGGCUGCUGUGGUCAACGCAACCUGGCAGGGAAUUCGCAACGCCGAAGGAGCGCAGCUCUGGCCAGGCUUGAACCCCGGCACGGAUCUGACCGCCGGGGCCGCCAUCACAAACUGCAGCAGUGGAACCUGCGUCGGCGUGCCGUUGGCGCUGAGCUCGCAGUGGCUGUCGCUCUUUGUCGCGCGGGAUCCGAGCUUCGACCUGUCCAGGCUGAGCCAUGCCGCGUUCGACUGGCUGGCUCAUCAGGGGAAACAGAGGUACGACUCUGUCAUUGGCACCGACGAUGCUGACUUGUCCGCCUUUCGGCAAGCCGGCGGCAAACUGGUCACUUUUCAUGGUCUUAUCGACCAGUUGGUCCCUUCCAAAGGCAUUGAGAAAUACUACAAUGAGGUCUCAGCGCUUCACCGAGACGUGCACGGCUUCUAUCGUCACUUUGAGGUUCCUGGGAUGGGCCACUGUCUUGUGGGAGGUCCCAGCGGCGGCCCCCUCAAGCUGUUCGACCAGCUACGGGCGUGGGUCGAAAACGGGACGGCGCCAGAACAAACCCCGGUCCAGGUCACAGACUUGCAGGGAAACCUGCAAAACCGCAUCGUGUGCCCAUACCCGCAAAAGCCGGUCUUUAAUAACAGGAGCUGCGCAGCCGUCGCCGAAGCACGAUGUUGGUCCUGCAGUCGUCGUGUCACCGCGCUGUAGGCACUAGGAGUCAUCACAGCGUGAGAUGCAGGUUCUCGUAAGGGUAGAGCAUUAUUUUGAACAGUGUAUUUUGACCGCGCUGGGUUGUAUAAACAGUCAACAUUAGCCUCAAACCUCACUUAAUGCAUCUAUGUUUCUAUACAUUCCGAGUC
Chaetomium strumarium is the source of this 2043-nucleotide messenger RNA. Its product is annotated as Tannase/feruloyl esterase. The coding region runs from base 317 to 1891 and encodes 524 amino acids. The record is from RefSeq and is a predicted model, not a curated record. NCBI's taxonomy places the organism in Eukaryota, Fungi, Ascomycota, Sordariomycetes, Sordariales, Chaetomiaceae. The transcript has 3 exons.